CGCCCCGCUCAAACGCUGACAUCACCGAUCCCGAUCAUGACAGUAAACCCAAACGAAGACACAGAAUUCAACGACGCUCUCCGCAAACACGGUAUCAUACCGCCUAGAGAAACCACGCCUGAAACUCCCUCACCACCCCCAUCGCCGCCCCUUGAACAGGUCCUUGACGAUCUCACACCCGAUAGAUUGCGUGAACUAGGGGAAGAAGUUGUUGAUGAUGACCUCCAUCGCACUAUUGAGUCAUUCAGGCGACAGCGCAUCGCCGAGGAGCGCAAAGAUCAGAAGCGAGCGCGGUUUGGACGGGUCUAUCCUAUUGGGAGAGAUGACUAUACGAGAGAAGUCACGGAGGCUAGCCAGAUAGACGAGGAGGGUGAUGACAAGAGUAGAGGGACCGGCGUCGUUUGCUUCUUGUACAAGGACGGCAUACCGAGGAGCGAUCGCACUUUUGAGCACCUUCGCACUCUCGCAACCCGUUAUCCACGCACGAAGUUCGUUUCAAUCGUGGGCGACAAGUGCAUCGCCGAUCUCCCAGAUUCCCGGAUACCCAUGUUGAUCAUAUAUCGGAAGGGUGAGAUCAGGAAUCAGGUUGUUGCAUGGGGAACAGAGAGGGAAAGGCGAUUAGAAGAACUAGAAGCCGUUCUUCUACUCUGCGGAGCUAUCGAACUUCCAGAGCGUGGAGGUCGUAACCGCGAGCAGGACGGUGAGUCAGAUGACGACGACUACGACGACCCCUCCGCUCGCAUGCGCUCUGCAGCCACGAGCACCAAUACUCGUUCAGCAAGAAACGUGCGUGGGCCAACGACAAAAGGCAACGACUCGGACUCGGACUUUGAGUUUGACAUGUAGCACCAAGGUAGCUGUACCGAUAAUUUAGCUGACAUGGUUCAAGAUGUAUUCUACCCACAAGGAAACUUUCAAAAAAAAAGAGCAGGUGAAGAGCUACAUUGCAGAAUACGUUU
Molecule: messenger RNA, 959 nt
Organism: Pisolithus orientalis
Lineage: Eukaryota; Fungi; Basidiomycota; Agaricomycetes; Boletales; Pisolithaceae
Product: thioredoxin-like protein
Exons: 4
Coding region: 37-846 (269 amino acids)
Biological process (GO): protein folding
Cellular component (GO): cytoplasm
Source: RefSeq, a predicted model, not a curated record